AUGCCUUUCAGAAAGCCACAUCAGACAGCAGACCCUCAGUUUAUUAAAAAGAAUAACACGGGGUACGAGAUAAAGCCCAGAGGACUCAACAUUAUCUGGGGAAAUGACCUUCGCUACUGGAAAAUAACAUCCGAUGACCAUGCAGAACUAAUACAAGUUUCAUGGUUGGAGGUAUCUGGUAAAGUAGUUAUAGAAGGAGGGAAAACAUAUAAGGUGAAAUUUGAUGUGGAGGUUAAGGAAAACGGUUUCGGUUGGGAUAACACACCAGUACUUGUCAUGGCUAAAAUUGGGAAAAAGGGAGCAUAUCUAUAUAAGGAAGUCAAAUUAGUUUGUAAUAAAUCACAAACAAUUCCAGAUGAUAAUGAAUCGCUUACAAUAACUGUUGGACAACAAUCAAAUGACCUCGAACUUCAUUUUGGAUUGUAUGAAGUUUGGAGUGGUAAAUGGAAAGGUGGCUUGGUAAUCAAAAAAGCACAAGUUCUGCAGAUCAACUAA
Messenger RNA from Vicia faba (fava bean), 495 nucleotides. The record is from the annotation of a GenBank genome assembly. Lineage: Eukaryota; Viridiplantae; Streptophyta; Magnoliopsida; Fabales; Fabaceae.